AUGGAUCAAAAAUUAAGGGACUUAUUGGUUGAAAGAGGUCCCGUAAGAAGAAAUGGUGAUGCUACCUUUCCUAAGGAUGACAAUGAGAAGAGUAGAUAUUUCUCUUCUGUGCACUAUAUUCGCCAUUUACCCAAUGGAGAGAAACACGAUAGAAAAUGGCCAGUAUACUCGGAGGCUUUGAAUAAAGUAUUUUGCUUUUGUUGCAAAUUAUUCAAGAAUGAAGGAAACAAGACUCAAUUGGCCAAUGAUGGAUUUCAAGACUGGAAAAAUAUUGGUGAUAGGCUUAAAAGUCAUGAAACUAAUUGGGAGCACCUCACGUGCAUGAACAAAUGGAUUGAGUUGGAACGAAGAUUUCAGAAGAAUCAAACAAUUGACAAAAGUGUUCAAGAACGAGUCAUUAAAGAGAGGGAACAUUGGAGAGGGGUAUUAUUGAGAGAAAUUGCUCUUGUGGAAGCACUUGCGCAGAAUAAUCUACCAUUUCGUGGAGAAAAUGAAAAGAUUUACCAAAGGAAUAAUGGAAAUUUUUUAUGUUUUAUUCAAAUGAUGGGAAAAUUUGAUCUAGUAAUGCAAGAGCACUUGAGGCGAAUUGAAAAGGGUGAGAUUCAUAACCAUUAUCUCAGUUACAAAAUCCAGAACGAGUUGAUACAGAUGUUAGCGGCGGAAGUGAAGAGUAAAAUUGUUGCAACAAUCAAAGACGCUAAAUAUUAUUCAGUUAUACUUGAUUGUACCCCAGAUGUAAGUCAUGAAGAACAAAUGUCCCUUGUCAUACGAUGUGUGGAUAUUUCAACAAAUCCAAUAGAGGUGAGGGUGAGUGAGUUCUUUUUAGAAUUUUUGAAGGUGGAUGGCACGACGGGAUUGGGGCUAUUUUGUGCACUUCAAGAAGUAUUAGUUAGCCUUCAACUUGAUAUUGGUGAUUUAAGGGGACAAGGUUACGAUAAUGGCUCUAACAUGAAAGGGAAAAAUAAGGGUGUGCAAACAAGAGUACUUGAAGUAAAUCCAAGAGCAUUCUAUACCCCAUGUGGUUGCCAUAGUCUCAAUAUUGUUCUUUGUGAUAUGGCCAACUCUUGUUCUAAAGCAAAAACAUUUUUCGGAGUGGUACAACGUCUAUAUGUGUUGUUUUCCUCUUCAGUCCAACGGUGGGCAAUUUUAAAAGACAAUUUGAAAGAUGUAAAGGGUCUCACGCUUAAGACAUUGUCACAAACACGUUGGGAAAGUCGCAUUGAAAGCAUCAAGCCGAUAAGAUACAAUCCCUCAAAACUAAGAGAUGCUUUGGUAGACUUGGCAAACGACACGACGACAGAGUCGAUAGCACAAAGUGAAGCUAAAUCCCUUGCAAAGAACGAACUUGAGAAUUUUGAGUUCUUGUUUGCCAUGGCUAUUUGGUACAAGUUGUUGUUUGCUGUUAACAUUGUGAGCAAGUUUCUUCAAAGUGAAGACAUGUGCAUAUACCUUGCUAUCGAGAAGUUAAAAGGCCUGAUUGAUUAUUUUGAGAACUACAGAAAAGUUGGUUUUGCGGAGGCAAUGGUUGAUGCUACGGAAAUGGCGAAUGAAAUGGGGAUUGAACCUAAGUUUGUUGAAAAGCGCAUCAUUCAAAGAAAGAAGCAAUUUGAUGAAGAUGUUGCGGAUGAGGUGACACACUCUGCUGAAGAAUCAAUGAAAGUGAAUUACUUCUUGGUAAUUGUGGAUAAAGCUCUUUCUUCCUACAAAGAUAGGUUCCAACAAUUUGAAGUGUAUCAGAAGAAUUUUGGUUUCUUGUUUGAUUUGGAAAAGGCGAGUUCGAGUGAUGAAUGCUUGAAAAAUAAUUGUACCAACCUUGAAGAAGUUUUAAAGCAUGGCGGGGUUUCCGAUAUUGAUGGGAGAGAUUUGUUUGUAGAGUUGAAAUGCUUGAAACAAGUAUUGCCAAGAGGAGUGCAGAAACCAAUUGAAGUGCUCAAUUUUAUCAAACUUACGGCGGACUCUUUCCCAAAUACAUGGAAUGCGUAUAGAGUGCUUUUGACUAUACCGGUUAGUGUUGCCUCGGGAGAAAGAAGCUUUUUAAAGUUGAAGUUGAUCAAAAAUUACCUUCGAUCAACCAUGUCACAAGAAAGACUAAAUGGGUUAGCCAUGUUAUCAAUUGAAAAUGACUUGGUGAAAGAGGUGGAUUAUACAAAUUUAAUUGAUAGUUUUGCUUCUAGAAAUGCAAGACGAGUAAUAUUCAAGUGA
Rhododendron vialii is the source of this 2202-nucleotide messenger RNA. RefSeq lists its product as uncharacterized. The transcript has a single exon. NCBI's taxonomy places the organism in Eukaryota, Viridiplantae, Streptophyta, Magnoliopsida, Ericales, Ericaceae. Gene Ontology annotation, molecular function: protein dimerization activity. The coding region runs from base 1 to 2202 and encodes 733 amino acids. The record is from RefSeq and is a predicted model, not a curated record.